Messenger RNA from Sclerotinia borealis F-4128, 1272 nucleotides. The record is from the annotation of a GenBank genome assembly. NCBI's taxonomy places the organism in Eukaryota, Fungi, Ascomycota, Leotiomycetes, Helotiales, Sclerotiniaceae.
AUGCCCGCCCAGCCCGGCUUCAGGUCUCUUGAUGUCGGAGUAGUCGGCGGUGGUAUUGGAGGUCUGAGUACUUCUAUUGCUUUACGUCGUGCCGGACAUCGAGUCACGAUAUACGAACGUGCGGAUUAUGCUGGCGAAGUUGGUGCUUCAGUAUCUUGCGCUGCUAAUGGCACAAAAUGGUUACAUGAAUGGGAUGUUCCAGUCGAAAAAGGAGAUCCUAUUAUUUUGAAGAAGCUAAUCCGACAUGAUUGGAAAACUGGGGAGCCUGACUCUGUUUAUGACCUCGAUGAUUACGAGGAGAAGUGGGGACAUGUCUACAAUAUGUUUCACAGGCAACAUAUGCACGCCAUGCUUAUGGACAGUGCUGUAGCCGAGCCAGAAAAGCCAGGUGUACCAGUGAAACUGCUUGUCAACCGCAAGUGCUCCGGACUUGACGUUGAGACUGGCACAAUUACUUUUGAAAAUGGCCAGACUGCAGUUCAUGACGUAGUCAUCGGUGCCGAUGGUAUUGGAUCUGCAAUUCGUUCUCUCAUCGGUAUUGAAGUUGAGAGGAGAGCAGCCGACGCUAGUUGUCUCCAUGCAAACGUAGAUACAGAGGAGGCAAUUAAGCUUGGUUUAGUCGAUUACUCGCAAAAUAGCGCACUCGAAUAUUGGGGAGGCCUUAAUACUCAUUAUAAGAUCGUCUUGUCACCUUGUAAUGGUGGAAAACUGCUCUCUUACUACUGCUUCUUCCCAAGAGACAAGGGAGAUUAUUCAAACCAGGCAUGGGGCGCGAAAGGAACAAUAGAAGAACUUCUUGCCCCUUUUCCAGAUCUGGAUCCCCAGGUUUACAAGCAUUUAUCCAUCGGAAAGGAUGUCGCCCCUUGGAGAUUAUGGAUUCAUGAACCCUAUCCAUACUGGCAAAAGGGUACUGCUUGUGUGAUUGGAGAUGCAGCUCAUCCGAUGAUGCCCGAUCAAAGUCAAGGAGCAUGUAUGGCCAUCGAAGAUGCCGCAGCCCUUGGCAUUAUUUUUAGCGAGAAACAUUUCAACGGCGAUGUGCACGAGGCUCUAAAAGUCUACGAACAAGUCAGGAAGCCCCGUGCAACCCGUGUACAAGCCGCAGCCGCGAAAGCACGAGAGAAUAUCAAUGAGCGCAUUGGCUUCUCAAGUAACACCGACUCAGCAGUCUACAAAGUUUCUGACGAGAAGGCAAAAUUGACAAUUGAAGAGAUGAAUGCAUAUGACAUGCACGACGAUGUACUGAAGCAUUAUGCACAGAUUAGGGGCAAUUGA